UCACCAAGAAGAUUUUUGACUCGCAUAUUUCUCCAGACUGCAAACAUAACAAAUCUCACAAAAGUAGAAGCUAAAAAAAAAAAAAUAACCACCGAUAACAAGAACAACUAGAGACAACCAUCUACCGCUGUCUCAUUUUCCCAUCCAAUAUUUUUGGGGAAUUUUCUGUGCCUUUUUUUCCACCCGAUCGAAUUGUAAAUUGUUAAAAUGGGCUCAGUCGUUGGUUCACUUUCAAAGAAAUCUGUAGAUAUGGCAAGCCCCACAGCACAAUUCGUACGCAGUCAAAUCCAAUCAAAUAAGGUUGUGAUAUUUUCCAAAACUUAUUGUCCAUACUGCACCAUGGCUAAAGAGCAAUUUAAGAAACUAAACGUUCCAAUGCACGUGAUAGAAUUAGAAUCUCGAAAUGAUUGUGAUGAGAUCCAAGAUGUCCUUGGCGAAUUGACUGGAGCACGAAGUGUCCCUCGUUGUUUUGUUGAUGGCAAAUUUAUUGGAGGUGGUACUGAUGUCAAGACAUUGUACGAAACUGGAAAAUUGAAGGAACUAGUUGCAUAAAGAUGUGUUGGCACCCGACCCCCCUUUACUCCAAAAAAUGCGGUGAUUGGAACCUAUUUUUAUUGUAAAUUUGCUUAAAUUAUUAAACAUGUGAAAAGUUUUUAGUUUUUUUGUUAAAUGUUAAAUAUAUAAAUGAUAAUUAAAGUUUACAAUUCUUGCAUAGGUUAAA
Molecule: messenger RNA, 721 nt
Organism: Episyrphus balteatus (marmalade hoverfly)
Lineage: Eukaryota; Metazoa; Arthropoda; Insecta; Diptera; Syrphidae
Exons: 3
Coding region: 208-552 (114 amino acids)
Biological process (GO): cellular response to oxidative stress
Cellular component (GO): cytoplasm
Molecular function (GO): glutathione disulfide oxidoreductase activity
Source: RefSeq, a predicted model, not a curated record